AAUAAACCAUGGCCAAACCUUGUUGUAGAAGUAGCAUUUUUGGAGUCUGUUGGUCAUGUCAAGGAAAAGGCACGUAAUUACUGGUUACAUAACAAUUGUGCCCAUGAUGUAAUUGUUGUUAAGAUUGAUUAUGUCCCCGAAGAUCAAAUUCCUCAGCGUAUGAGAGUAUGGCAUUAUUGUGUAUCAGGUACAUAUGUGCAACAAAAACUUAAACCUAUAAACAAGUUUGAAUUUGGUACACACGAUGCAAAUGGGAAUCCAUUAAAUUACCUACAAGGCACACGUGUGAUCAAAAUUCCAUUAGAUUGUUUAUAUUACAAUGUAAAACCGCCUAUUCAAAUUCCUACAAGUAUUUUACCAGAUCCUAUCUUACUUGAUUUCUUUUCUGUUAGGCGAGCAAUCCUCAGAUCAUUUGAUUCUCAUUAA
This is a messenger RNA of Entrophospora candida, 426 nucleotides long. NCBI's taxonomy places the organism in Eukaryota, Fungi, Glomeromycota, Glomeromycetes, Entrophosporales, Entrophosporaceae. The record is from the annotation of a GenBank genome assembly.